UGCCUGGAUCAGGAACUUGAGUCUGCCUGGUUCUGCCUUCCAAAGCUCUGUCCAGGUCGAUCUUAAAGUCAGCUCUACUGGCCCAGUUCAUCCAAGCUCCCUAUCUGCGUAUGGCUGUUAAAUAAACUAAUUUCAUCAUGGUUUAAAUAUGUAUUUUGGAUGACGAAUGAAUAACAUUAGGUUUCUCACCAAAUAUAAGAUGUAUUUAUGUGGUAGAAUAAGAAAUAUUUAAAUAAUGGCUGGAACAAAUCUGUACAGUAGCGUUCUCAUAUCACGACCACAUUUAUUCAAGAAGGUUUCUGUCAGUUUUUUAUUCGUGAUGAUCAGGACAAUAAAACAACUGCAUUUGUUUAAAAUGCAAUACAAGAAAAUAGCUGAAACUGUAUUAAAAUGUUGAGACUGAAUCCCAAUUUCGUCUUAUCUAACACAAUGAAAAUACGCUGGAAAGUUGGUUUAACAUUUUAUCAAUCAUCUAACAAACUGUUUGAGGCUUCAUCCCCUCAUGAAAUCCUUUGAAUCAUCGUCUUCAAAGAGCAAAGAGCAGCGCAGCAGGAGAAAUGACAAAACCACCAGAGAGAAUUAGUUAGGAAGGGACAUCACAUGUGUGCACAUAUUCCGAAAUAGUGAUAAAGAAGUCAAACAGCCCCUGUCCUGAUAGAUAUGAGUGAAACCAUUGACUGGUCGUGGAGCAACUGGGGGAGUUUGACCCUGGAUGACUUGGUGGUGAUUUGUGAUGGAGACGCCUUCAUAUCCUUGCCUCUGUUUAUCAAGAGAAGAGAAAUCCUGAUGUCGUCCUGCUUCAUGUUCUGUGGCGUGAGGAGGACCUCAAAUAAACCACGUGGGCUGGACUUCAGAUGUGGCCCCUCCCGUUGUCAUAGCCUAUAAAUACGACGGGAGGGAAUAUUAUCAGUUCGUCUUCUAGGUCCAAGCGCAUUUAUUCUAUUAAAGUUGCACUUUCACUUCUGUGCAACUGGACAAAAAACUGCGCAUCCAAUGGAGACGACGGAUGAUUCAGUGAAGCAGGUGAACCUUUCCAGUGAGGAAACAAUAUCCCCUCAAAUGGAUCUGGAGGCCACUCUGAAGGAAUGCGGCGCCGCCCUCGACCUCUUUCUGAACAACAGGUUCGCUGAUGCACUGGCUGUUUUGAAACCCUGGAAGACACAGAGCAUGUACCACGCCAUGGGCUACAGCAGCAUCUUGGUGAUGCAGGCAGGCAUGACCUUUGACCCAACCGACAUGGAUGCCGCCAUGACGUCACUGAGAGAAUCCCUGCAGACGUGUCAGGGAUUUCGGAAAAAAACGGGAUUCAUGGAGACACUGACCAGCAUGUGGUACAGACAACCAGCUGACACUAUGACGGAGGAGGAGGUGCAUGCGGAGCUGUGCUAUGCUGAGGUUCUGCUCCAGAAGGCAGCGCUCACGUUCCUGGAUGAGAGUAUCAUCGGCUUCAUCAAGGGCGGAAUGAGAAUACGUAACAGUUAUCAGAUUUACAAGGAUUGCCAGGCCAUGGCCCUUGUUGCAAAAGAACUGGAAAAACAGAAGAGUACACACGUUCAUUUUCGAGGAGGCGUCAACAUGGGCAUUGGAUCCUUUAACCUGAUGCUGUCUCUGCUUCCAGCCAAAGUCAUCAGGCUGAUGGAGUAUCUGGGCUUCUCAGGAGACAGGGAGUUGGGCUUAUCGCAGUUGAGAGAAGGAGCAGCCAGCAAUAGCCUACGCUCGAUCCUCAGCACCCUGACCCUGCUGAUGUUUCAUCUCUACAUCACAGUCAUACUCGGUACUGGUGAAGGAGACCUGGUCGAGUCUGAAGCUUUGCUUGAACCCUACGUCAAAAAGUUCCCGAAUGGGGCGCUCAUUCUUUUCUACACUGCGAGAAUUGCAUUGCUCAAAGGAAACUUCACCUUUGCCCAGGAGAAGUUCCUGGCGUGUAUCGCAGCACAGCAGGAGUGGCAUCAGAUCCACCACCUCUGCUACUGGGAGCUGAUGUGGGCCUACUCCUUUGAACAGAACUGGAAGGAGGCGUAUCGAUACGCUGACCUCCUCUGCAAAGAGAGCAAGUGGUCCCAGGCUACGUAUGUGUACCAGAAGGCUGCCAUCUUGAGCAUGCUCCCGGAGGAAGAAGUGACCGAACUGGGAGAAGACGUGGUGGAGUUAUUCAGGCAGGUGGAUGGUCUCAGACUGAGGAUCGCUGGGAAAUCCAUUCCAACAGAGAAGUUUGCAGCAAAGAAGGCCCAGCGAUACUUGUCCUCCAGCCCUGUGAAACUGGUCAUCCCUGCAUUGGAAAUGAUGUACGUGUGGAACGGCUUCACAAUAGUUGGAAAAAGGCCCGAGCAGACUGAAGGCAUCUUGAACACCUUGGAAAAAGCCGAGCAGCAGCUCAGAGAUGAUCCAAACCCAUCGGAGUAUCACGUAGACGACCUGUGUGUCGUCCAGCUGCUGAAGGGCUUGUGUCUCAGAGAGUUGGGUCGUCUGGUCCAGGCUGAGAAGUGCUUCAACCAGGUCAUCUCCAGUGAAAAGGAGAUCAAGCAUGAUAAUUACCUGGUGCCGUACAGCAUGUAUGAGCUGGGCCUGGUGCACAGGCAGAAAGGCGACAUCAAGAUGGCCACCUCAGUGAUCGAGAAUGUCAAGCUGAACUACAAAGACUACAACAUGGAGUCCAGGCUUCAUUUCCGCAUCCAUGCUGCGCUCAACACAAUGGGCUCCUAUUCGGCCAAACUCCCCCCUUCGCGUACUCCAGCAUAAAGAUCCCAGGAAAGUCUUCACGAAAAGAAGGUGGUGAAGCCAGAGACUCUCGCUCUCAACUCUCUGUGCUUCCCUACGCUGUGUUGUGUUGGCUGAACUUGAACUCGUCCAGAUGGGGCCUCAACGCAGCCAUCACAGAGCGAUGUCUAAAAAGUACAAAACUGGUCUAAAAAUAAAUCUGUAGAAGCAACCUCGGAUGUUGAUCUACUGAACUUCCCUAAAUUGUUUCCAUUGAAUCACACUACAGCUUGUCAACACUUCAGGAUAUUCAGAGAUUUUACUCGUCUGUUGUUUUUACAUUAAAUCAACGCUUUCUUGAGAUUAGAAUGAUGAUGAUGCUAUUUUUUAUAAAUGUUCAUGUUUUAGUACAGUUCAGCCUUUCAAAAUAUAUUGUUAUUCACUAAUUUGUUUGUGAGUCUUGUAAUAUAAAAGACAUGUUGUCUAUAUGCAAA
Pleuronectes platessa (European plaice) is the source of this 3191-nucleotide messenger RNA. RefSeq names its product tetratricopeptide repeat protein 39B. Lineage: Eukaryota; Metazoa; Chordata; Actinopteri; Pleuronectiformes; Pleuronectidae. The record is from RefSeq and is a predicted model, not a curated record. The transcript is spliced from 19 exons. Gene Ontology annotation, molecular function: protein binding. The coding region runs from base 994 to 2739 and encodes 581 amino acids.